Funneliformis geosporum is the source of this 249-nucleotide messenger RNA. Lineage: Eukaryota; Fungi; Glomeromycota; Glomeromycetes; Glomerales; Glomeraceae. The record is from the annotation of a GenBank genome assembly.
AUGUACAAGAAUAUUCUCAAAGCAAUUAAAAAAAGUAAAGAAAAAGUUCAAUAUUCACCAGUUAAACAUUCACCUAUUAUUGAAGAUAUUAUUGAAGAUAUCAGUAAUCAAGAAUAUGAGGAUAAUAUUAAUAUUAGUAAUGAUGAUAGUGACGAAAUUCUUGGUACAGAUAUUAUUAAUGAUGAUAAAUAUAAUGAGGUUAAUAAUUUAUCUUACUUAUUAUUUGUUAUUUUAAUUAUGAUAAUAUGA